Molecule: messenger RNA, 4348 nt
Organism: Pipistrellus kuhlii (Kuhl's pipistrelle)
Lineage: Eukaryota; Metazoa; Chordata; Mammalia; Chiroptera; Vespertilionidae
Gene: UBXN7
Product: UBX domain protein 7
Exons: 11
Coding region: 78-1547 (489 amino acids)
Biological process (GO): proteasome-mediated ubiquitin-dependent protein catabolic process
Cellular component (GO): nucleus
Molecular function (GO): ubiquitin binding
Source: RefSeq, a predicted model, not a curated record
AACCGCGCGGCGCGGUGGGGGAGGGCGGCCCGUGUGUGUCUGUGUUGUUGUUCCGCGGCAGCGGCGGCGGCGGUAAGAUGGCUGCCCACGGGGGCUCCGCGGCGUCCUCGGCGCUGAAGGGGUUAAUCCAGCAGUUCACCGCCAUCACCGGUGCAAGUGAAAGUGUAGGGAAACAUAUGCUUGAAGCCUGCAACAAUAAUCUGGAGAUGGCAGUCACAAUGUUUUUGGAUGGUGGUGGAAUCGCUGAAGAGCCCAGUACCAGUUCAGCAAGUGUCUCUUCUGUUAGACCACACACAGAAGAAGAAGUUCGUGCCCCAAUUCCUCAAAAGCAGGAAAUAUUGGUAGAACCAGAACCUUUGUUUGGUGCUCCUAAAAGACGGCGGCCUGCACGUUCAAUAUUUGAUGGUUUUCGGGAUUUUCAAACUGAAACUAUUCGGCAAGAACAAGAGUUAAGAAAUGGAGGAGCCAUAGAUAAGAAACUAACUACCCUGGCAGAUCUGUUUCGGCCACCCAUUGAUUUGAUGCAUAAGGGCAGCUUUGAAACAGCCAAAGAGUGUGGGCAGAUGCAGAAUAAGUGGCUGAUGAUAAACAUUCAAAAUGUACAAGACUUUGCAUGCCAGUGCCUCAACCGUGAUGUAUGGAGCAAUGAUGCUGUGAAAAAUAUUAUCCGGGAACAUUUCAUUUUCUGGCAGGUUUAUCAUGACAGUGAGGAAGGUCAGAGAUACAUACAGUUUUAUAAGCUAGGGGAUUUCCCCUAUGUUUCCAUCUUGGAUCCACGGACAGGUCAGAAGCUAGUAGAAUGGCACCAGUUAGACGUAUCUUCUUUCUUGGACCAAGUGACAGGAUUUCUUGGUGAACAUGGGCAACUGGAUGGACUUUCUAACAGUCCCCCCAAAAAAUGUGCCCGUUCAGAGAGCCUUAUAGAUGCAAGUGAAGACAGCCAGCUAGAAGCUGCCAUCAGAGCCUCCUUGCAAGAAACACAUUUUGAUUCAUCACAGACAAAACAGGAUAGCCGCUCGGAUGAAGAAUCUGAAUCUGAACUUUUUUCUGGCAGUGAGGAAUUUAUAUCCGUUUGUGGCUCUGAUGAAGAAGAUGAUAUAGAGAAUCUUGCCAAGUCCAGAAAGUCUCCCCAUAAAGAUUUGGGGCAUAGAAAAGAGGAAAACAGAAGGCUGCUAACUGAGCCCCCACCCAGAACUGAGCCUGGAACAACCACAAACCACCAAGCAUUGUCAGUCAUGGAUUCAGAAAUAUUAGAGAUGUCACCUGAGAAAUCAGAUGGAAUAGUGGAGGGCAUAGAUAUAAAUGGACCAAAAGCACAGCUGAUGUUGCGGUAUCCAGAUGGAAAAAGGGAACAAAUCACUCUUCCAGAGCAAGCUAAAUUGCUUGCUUUGGUGAAGCAUGUCCAGUCUAAAGGAUAUCCAAAUGAACGUUUUGAACUUCUCACCAACUUCCCUCGAAGAAAACUCUCUCAUCUGGACUAUGACAUAACAUUACAAGAGGCAGGCCUUUGUCCUCAAGAGACUGUCUUUGUACAGGAAAGAAAUUAACAUCAUGGCCUGACCUCUCUCAGCUUACCCCUUUUUUCCCUUUUCCUGUGAGAUACCAUGUCACUGAGUGUGCAUUUUGGUUCGUAGGACCAUAGAGCCAAAGUUGGGCAAGCGAGUCACCUGCCUUCUCUUUUAUUCCUUGCUCUCUCCUAUAAAUCUUUUUCACUUCCUACCCUCUUUUUUUCCCCCUCCUCUCCUAUUUUCAUCUUUUUCCUACUUUUCUUUCUUUCUUACCUAAUCAGGUGACCAAAUGGAAGUAUAAGGAUAACACCUCCUAGUACUGGCAGCAGGAAAUGUGUGUUCCAAUAAGUGGUCUUUUGGCAUGGCACUUUUUCGGGAUCAAAUGAUAAUGUUACUACUCCUCAGACUCCUUUGGUAAAGGAAUGGCUAGAUUCAGAAUAAGAACAACCUCCCUUUUUUGUAAGCCCUGUUUUUAGUAGGGGAAAAAAAAUUCUCUAACAUGUUUUGUUGUCCAUGUAAGAAAUAUCACAACAGAAUAUCUAGGCUUUUAUUUACAUCGAAAAAGUAUCUCUUAUAAUUAUUAUUCAUCUCAUUUAAAAAUCAUUUUGAAGGAUUCCCAUCCUCCCAAGCUAGAAUUAUUUCCAUGAAAUGUGUUAUUGGCAAAAUGAGUGUUAAAUGUUGGGCGAGUAGCAUGGGUUGGCAUUCAAUAACCUAGCCUGAGACAACUUUCUUAGUUACUACUCUGUAAACUAUAUUGAUCCUGCUAGUCUCAGAGUGGACCUUUAGUGAGCAUAUUGUGGUGACUGGGAUAAGAAGGUGCUUGCUGUUUUUGCCAGUAUGGCAUAUUAAUUCCUUUGGCCCUCCCAUUGUCUGGGUCUACAGGUGAUCUAUAGGAAGGCAGCUAUUCAAUAAUCAUGCAGUACAGUGGCUUGUAGUUUAACCACUAUGGUUAUUGAUUGUCCUAUGAGCUUUAGGCAUACUUAUGUAUAUCCUGGGGGGAAAAAGAAAAAGAUGCAGCUGAGAGUAGCUAACUAUGUUCCUUUGGUUGGAAUUAGUGAUUCAUUUAUUACCCCUGGUUGAACAGUCUCUAAAAGGCUCUGGUGACUAAAUGAGCUUAAAUCCUCAUGCUUUUUCUUGCUAAAGGUCUCAAAAUUGAAAGUCUAAGGGAAAAACCUUUAAAUUAAAUCCAUAAGACAACAUUUAGUAAGGGAGGUGCUAGUAGUCUUCAAAUGUCGUGGAGGUUUUUCUGCCUACAAAAGCCACAUUCAAAUUGUAGUUGGUGAAAGCUUUUCUCAGUUUUGUUUAGAUUAGCCAUCUUGAAUCUCCAUAGCACUACUCAACUUACCAGCUUCAUUAUAUGCUUAGUUCUUAUUUUGAGCUUUAGUCUUCUGAUGAGGUAGUGGUGAUUCUGGUGGCAAAAUGAGAACUUUAACUUGCUAUAAAACCAUAAUAUAAAAUGGGGAUUUAUAUUGAUUGAUCCUUCUACUUGAGGAACAUAAAUUGCUCUUGCUCAGAGACCUUUAAGUUCCCAUCUAUUUUAAGAUCAUUCACUUGGUGACUAGGGGAUUUUAAACAUGCUUAUGUGUUGCUAGUACUUAAUUAGAGAAUAUGAUUUCUAAUGGUUGAAUUUUGAGGGACCCACCCUAAAGAACAAGUAAUGUUUCUCCUCAAAAAUAAUCAUGGAAAAUUCUGUUUAUUCUUCAGUGAGUCCUUUUGGAUUAAUGUUCUUACAUUUUUUCUAAGUGUGUGUAAGUGCUUAUGUAUAAGUAUAUAAUUGUAUAAAUAUUUAUAAAUAUAUUUAUAUAAUUACAAUUUCAUUUAUAUCUUGAGUCAAAGUUCUCUCUUUAGAUUGGUGACUGAGUAAUACCACUUUGAUGUUUUUUCAUAGGCUCUUGAGGCUAACUAGCAGCUUCUGAAUUAUUGAGGAAUCAUGGUUUUCAUGUUAAUUCCUUAAUUGUAUCUGAAUUUGGAUAAUAGACUUACUAUCUAAGGAAUAGAGCUGUAUACCAUCGAAGAUGCAUUAGAGGGUAAAAAGACUGUUGGUAGUAGGCAAGGUCAAGAAUCUAAAAAUUCAGGGAGGUACAGGGUAAGAAGUGAGGGUACGCCCAGUUUGGGUGCCAUGGCACCUGUCUCCACUCAGCCAAGUCACAGCUAAAGCCCAAAUCUGUCAAAAAUGUGAAGUCAAGAGCUUUCCCUGUAGGACUUUAUUUUAUUCUUUUACCUAUUAGCUUCUCUUUAUAAAACAUAUCUAGGGAACCUGAGACAACAUGUCCAUUAAUGAUAGAAUGUAGUUCUUUUUGAUAAGCUCAGCCCUAGCAUAUCCAUGCAUGAGAAACCAAAGUGACUUUUUCAACUGUGAAAUGACCAAGUAUAUAUAUAUAUAAAGGAUUUAAGUAAGCAUAUUAAAGAGAUGGGGCAUGAGAUACUGACUCAACUUAGAGACAGCUGGUGUUUAGAAUAUACAAUCUAAAGGAUUUUAUUUUAUUUUAUUUUGAGGCAGGAAUGUAAUUUUCCUGGGCUUGAAAUAAAGGCCAGUGGGAUGGAGGAAUUAUAGAUUGUACAUGGGAAGAGUGAAUAAGGAAUGUUGCUUUACUCAAGAACUUAAUCCACUUCCUCUAAUUUGUCUUAUUUUCUCUAUAAAUUCCUUUGCUUUUUGGAGAAGUUUUAUUGAAUAGAUUAAAUGAGGUUAGUAAAAUAAUUAAAAAUUAGCUUAAAAUAGUAAUUCCUUGUAGGUAUUGGAAACAGCUUGAAAGAGAUAAAAGGUACAGAGAAAAAGAACAAGGUAGAUUUUGAGAGUAAAUGUGACAAAUACAGGGAGAUAAAAUGAAAACUAGUGGGGG